AUGCACCCGAGCUUCGUCCGCCACGUGAUAGGAUGUGCGGUUCGAGCUCGGGAAGAGGGCGUCUCGUUCGGUGUUCGAGAUCUGAGAAAGCUUUUCUCGGUGAAGAACAACACCAGGCUUCCCGGGUCGUUUUACUCCUCGCCGAGGCCGAAUCGGCGAAUAUUCACGAACACCCCGCAGAGGGAUAGCGGGUGGAGUGACGAGAUGUUCUUCUUCCGGGUCAGCGAGGCCACGAUGGGCGACUUCGACUUUGGUCGAAUCCGAACGGAUUGUAGAUCCAGUACCAACAACCCGGGGAUUGAUUACCUCGUCGAGCGACUCGGAAGGGAAAAGGUGAACUGGAGUACUUUUACUCCGGAACGGAUCCGUCGAGUUCUCAGCUCUCCUCCUGCUCCUCCUCCAGCUGAUCUUCCGGUUAGAUCGGCGCAAGAUUCUAGCUCUGCUUCUUCUGUUCCUCCUCUCUCACGCAGAUCGAAAAUGACCCGUCGUCAGCCUCUCAGAUCCCGGACCGCAAAGGUGGAAGUCGACGCGGCGGUGGAGGAGGCUAUGGCUUCGAAGCCCGGGGGGUCUUCUGCCCUUGCCGACCAGGUGGUUGACCAGGUCGACGCGACCGCCGAAGGAGAGGCGCCGAAGCGAGCUCGGAGUGACGAUGGAGAGACUCGUUCUCGCGAGGGCGGCCCGACUGCCUCGAACGGGAGCGGGGGAAAGCCGCCGUUUUACUGGCAGUACGAGAACUCCAAAGGCUUCCCCGUUCAGGACGACGAGGAGGGAACAGCUCGCAUUCAGCUCCACUUCAAGCCCGUCGGAUGCCGGCUCCCGUCCCUGAACCAGAUGUCUGAGAAGGAGCUCUACAUCGCGACGUGCGCUGCGAGUGGGAGGGCUGUGGCAGCUCGUAACAUGUUGGUGUCCCGCCUGGAGUCGAGGAUCAGAGACGCGCCUCAGCAGAAAGAGCUCGAUCAGGUGAAGGAGCUCGUUGCCAAGUUGACCUCCGAUCUCUCUGCGGCGAACGAGCGGGUAGCUCGUCAGGGUGAGCUCUUGAAGAAACACACCUCGCAGGAGGGUCGUGUGAAAGAGCUCGAGACCAGGGAGGCCGAUCUCUUGCGCCAGCUGUCCCAGAAUCAGGAGCAGAUGGCGGCUUUGCAGAAGGAGAGCUCGAGUGCGCUGACGCAGUCGCUUCGCCUUAGCCGGGAGAACCAGGUACUCGUCGCCGAGAAGGACAACGUAGCUCGCCGUGCCAACCGCGCAGGUCGGAGGGAGAUGGUCGCGAAGCAUCGGGAAGUGCUUGAAUCGGCUAAGGCAAAGUUCGAGGAGAAGAGGGUGGAAGGUGAGAAGGAGGGCGAUCAGAUCGAACUCCAAUCCAACAUCGAUCUCCUUACGUCGCUGAUCUCCGGUGCGAUCAACCAGGAGGAAGAGCUCGCCAGGUUGAAGGGGCUCGAGGAUGAGGUGGCCGAAGCAGCCAAGGCGGCCCAAGUCUCCGAUUUCUCGAUCGGGAAGUUCAACCUUCCCGUGGUUUCGGAGGACUCGGUCGCGCGCAUGGAGAUCGACCCAUCGACGAGCAUCCCGGUUGGCUUGAACCCGUUCGGGACGAAUGCCGAAGAGAAGGGAAGCAACGAGGAGGAAGAGAAGGAAGAUGAAGAGAUGACCGUCGAGGACUGA
Messenger RNA from Microthlaspi erraticum, 1656 nucleotides. NCBI's taxonomy places the organism in Eukaryota, Viridiplantae, Streptophyta, Magnoliopsida, Brassicales, Brassicaceae. The record is from the annotation of a GenBank genome assembly.